This is a messenger RNA of Rhizopus microsporus ATCC 52813, 891 nucleotides long. Its product is annotated as ClpP/crotonase. Bases 1 to 891 code for a protein of 296 amino acids. Gene Ontology annotation, molecular function: enoyl-CoA hydratase activity. Gene Ontology annotation, cellular component: mitochondrion. The transcript has 8 exons. Gene Ontology annotation, biological process: fatty acid beta-oxidation. Lineage: Eukaryota; Fungi; Mucoromycota; Mucoromycetes; Mucorales; Rhizopodaceae. The record is from RefSeq and is a predicted model, not a curated record.
AUGCUCAGAAACUUGGUUAGUCCUGCUAUCACUAGACCUUUGACUCGUAGCAAGCUCACAGCUAGAGCUUUCUCUACUUCCUUCGUUCAAAGACAGGCUGCUUCUACCAAUGACUCUGGUUAUACUCAUAUCUUGACAGAAACGAGAGACAAGGUUGGAUUGAUCACCUUGAACCGUCCAAAGGCAUUGAACGCGUUGUGCAGUGACUUAUUCCAUGAAGUCAACGAUGCUCUUGAUAAGUAUGAUGCUGAUGACAAUAUUGGUGCUAUCGUCAUCACUGGUUCUCAAAAGGCUUUUGCUGCUGGUGCUGAUAUUAAGGAAAUGAAAGACUUCAAGUACGUUGAUACUUACAAGAAGAACUUCUUGGGUCACUGGGCUCAUAUGGUUGACAUCAGCAAGCCCAUCAUUGCUGCUGUCAACGGCUAUGCUCUCGGUGGUGGUUGUGAAUUGGCCAUGAUGUGUGAUAUCAUUUAUGCUGGUGAAAAGGCUGUUUUCGGUCAACCUGAAAUUAAGCUGGGUAUUAUUCCUGGUGCUGGUGGUACUCAACGUCUUGUGAAAGCUGUCGGUAAAUCCAAGGCCAUGGAAAUGGUCUUGACUGGCUCCUUCAACCUGAACGCUCAAGAAGCAUUGCAAUCUGGCCUUGUUAGCAAGGUUUUGCCUGCCGAGAAUCUUGUUGAUGAAGCUGUCAAGACUGGUAAUGCUAUUGCCAGCAUGAGUCAACCUUCCGUUCGCAUGGCUAAGGAGCUUAUCAACAAAUCAUUUGAAGUAUCUCUUUCUUCCGGUUUGCGCUGGGAACGUAUCCUCUUCCAAUCUCUUUUUGGAACUGCUGAUCAAAUUGAAGGCAUGGGUGCUUUUGCUGAAAAGAGAGCUGCCAAAUUCACUCAUAAAUAA